GGGCCAGUUGUUUGCGUACCAGGGGCUCGAUGACAGAGGCCGUUUGGUCGUCGUUUGGGUUGUUAUGUUGAAGUGACCAGUAUAUUUUUUUUUUGGUGUAUGUAUAUACUGGGUGUUGUGCGUAUGAACGAAUUCUGUGUCGGCGGUAAUUGUACUUUGGUAUAGGUUCUAGUAAUUUCGUGCAAUAUUAAGUACCUACCUACUCGCGGGGUAGGUUUGUAUAAGUGAGUCAAAGUGGAGGGCCAGUCGUAUAAUAUUAAACAAGAAAUGAAGACUGAAUAUCGGAUAUGCUCCGCCUGCGGCGAGCCGAUCAGCGACAAAUUCCUGCUGGAAGUGUCCGGAAGAAGCUGGCACGCCAGGUGCCUGCGGUGCUCCAUAUGCCAGCUGCAGCUCGACAGGCAACCGUCCUGCUUCAUCAGGGAUCGGGCCGUCUACUGCAAAACCGACUACGCCAAAAGCUUCGGGGCGAAAUGUUCGAUAUGCACGCGGGGCAUCUCGUCGAGCGAUUGGGUGCGCAAGGCGCGCGACCACGUCUACCACUUGGCCUGCUUCGCGUGCGCCGCCUGCCACCGGCAGCUCUCCACCGGCGAGGAGUUCGCCCUGCACGAGGAGCGGGUGCUGUGCAAGGCGCACUACCUGGAGAUCCUGGACGGCGGUACGACCUCGUCGGACGACGGUUGCGACGCCGAGGGGUACCACAAGAACAAGGCGAAACGGGUGCGGACGACGUUCACCGAGGAACAGCUGCAGGUGUUGCAGGCGAACUUCCAGCUCGAUUCGAAUCCCGACGGACAGGACUUGGAGAGGAUCGCCCAGAUCACUGGUUUGAGCAAGCGGGUUACGCAGGUGUGGUUCCAGAAUUCUCGGGCGAGACAGAAAAAACACAUGCACACCGGUAAAGCCAAAACGCAAAUGCAUAAUAGGGAAGAAAACAAUUUCAAUAGGCAUAUAAAUCUUCAUUUAACGUAUUCGUUGCAACAGAACAGCAAUCACAAUCACAAACCUUCGAUUUAUUCUCAAAAUAACGAAUUAGAUUCGUCUCUGGAUGAAUUAUCGCAAGAAUCGACGAUGCAUUGCAUGCAAAACGAAGUCUAAAAUAUUCUAAUUAUAGAUGUAAUAUAUUAUAGUAUAAAAGUAUACAUAGAUUGAUUUUAGCUGGUCCAUCGUAAAAUCAUUACCUAUUAAAAUAGUGUCGAUAUUAACGGGAGUUUUUAGAUUAAACUACGAGUUUCAUGCUCAAACGAUUAUUACCUAUUAAAUAGUAGCCAUUUUGUUCUAAAAGCUUCCAAAUACUGAACCCUAUUGCAACAUUAAAUGUUAUCAUGUAUCUU
Molecule: messenger RNA, 1331 nt
Organism: Phyllotreta striolata
Lineage: Eukaryota; Metazoa; Arthropoda; Insecta; Coleoptera; Chrysomelidae
Source: the annotation of a GenBank genome assembly